AUGAGCUGGAAGAACUUUGGGCUGCCCCUGCUGCUGCUCACCUUGUGGGCCCUCCAAGACCAAGGAGCGCAAGCCUGCAGUUGUUUCCCGAUUCAUCCACAGCAGUUGUAUUGCCAGUCCGAUGUUGUCGUCAUCAAGGCAAAAGUUCUCGGAGUGAUUCGUGGUGAUCAGGGCGGAGUCCAACCCAAGAAGUAUGCCAUCAAACACAUGAAGACCUUCAAGGGAGCUGAAAGGCUUUUUGUUGUAGUUUUAACUGGACCCAACUCAGCUGCUUGUGGAGUCUCUCUCACCAAGGGUGUUGAAUAUGUGCUUAUGGCCAGACUGCACUCUGAGAGCUCUCUGCACAUCUCCCUGUGUGACUUCUAUCAUCCGUGGGAUUCUUUGAGCCCCGCCCAGAAGAACCUGCUGUACCGCUACGGAGAAGGCUGCGAUUGUGAGAUCAAGCCAUGCUACUCCUACCCGUGCUGCAAUACCAAGCCGACAGAAUGCCUAUGGACGGAUUUCCUCCCGGGAAAGAUGAGCAGUCACGAGCAGGCCCGAAACUAUGCUUGUCUCAAGACGAGUGAUGGUUGUUGUGACUGGUGCAAAGGAACUACUGCCAUGCGCCAAUGGAGAUGA
Messenger RNA from Syngnathus typhle (broad-nosed pipefish), 618 nucleotides. Its product is annotated as metalloproteinase inhibitor 2-like. The record is from RefSeq and is a predicted model, not a curated record. Bases 1 to 618 code for a protein of 205 amino acids. Lineage: Eukaryota; Metazoa; Chordata; Actinopteri; Syngnathiformes; Syngnathidae. Gene Ontology annotation, biological process: negative regulation of membrane protein ectodomain proteolysis; negative regulation of endopeptidase activity. Gene Ontology annotation, molecular function: protease binding; metalloendopeptidase inhibitor activity. Gene Ontology annotation, cellular component: extracellular matrix. The transcript is spliced from 5 exons.